AUGUCCCAUAAUGCAGCAGGAGAUGCAGGGAUCAGCGCUCGGACUCUGAGGGUGAAGAUGGUUCUUUUGGGCAGCUGUGGAGUGGGGAAGUCCAGCCUGGCCACUCGCUUCGUCAAAGGAGAAUUUGUGAAUAUUCAACAAACUGUGGGCUGUGCCUAUCACAGCCACGUGGUGAGUGUGAACGGAGUGAGUCUGAGGUUCGAGAUCUGGGACACCGCGGGGCAAGAGAAGUACCACAGUGUCACUCCGCUGUACUACAGAGGGGCCCACGCUGCUCUGGUGGUCUACGACGUCAGCAACAAGGAGUCGUUCAGACGUGCACAGUUCUGGCUGAAGGAGCUGGAGAAGCAGUACAUCCCAGACUCCACUGUGGUUUGGCUCGUGGGCAACAAGGCAGAUCUGACUCACGACCGACAAGUCUCAUCACAGGAGGGACAGAACCUCGCUGAAGACAGAGGAUUGGGAUUCAUGGAAACGUCGGCUCUGUCCGGAGAUCAUGUCACGCAACUUCUGCAAACUAUAGCCUACCGAGUCCAUGAACUGACCUGGGACCAGUGCAGUCUGUCUGAUUGGCAGGAGUUUCAUCGUGAGGAUCUGAAAAACCGACCAUUCUUCAGCUCUUUGCCGUCGUGCUGCAACACUGGAACAUAA
Messenger RNA from Knipowitschia caucasica, 651 nucleotides. Lineage: Eukaryota; Metazoa; Chordata; Actinopteri; Gobiiformes; Gobiidae. The record is from the annotation of a GenBank genome assembly.